CUUCAUAUAUGGUUUCUUUUGUCCGUUAAAUAGAACAAAAAAAAGGGGCUAAAGAGCACUUCUUUUUCUCAUUUGCCCUUUUUUUUCCGAUUUCUUUGUCGUUUGGGUCAUGGGCAGUGGCCCAAAGAGGAUUUGACAGUGUUUUCCGCACUUUCUCUGGACAGAAUUGAUGCUUUUUGGUGAGUAGGAUUUAAGGGAGGCUUCUUCUCUUGUGCUGGAAGUAAUGCUCCCCUGUGGGUCUUUGAUUUCUUGAUAUUUCGCUUUUUGUCUCCUUUUUUUACUUUUCUUCCGCUGAAUCGGUGGCAGUUUGACGGAAAAAAAUGCAUUUUUUUUUUUUUUGGCCCUUCUUCCGUAAUUCGAGCACCACUUUUUCUUUGCCCGUUUCGGCGUCUGGGUUUCGAUCUCUUCGCCCCUUUCUCUUAUGAGUAGCCUACUAUCGAGCACUCAAAGAUUUCUUUUUUUCCUCCCAUCCAUUUUAUCCUAUUUAUGCUUGAUUUCUUGCUUCUUUUUUUUCUGCAUGAUAAUUCUUUUCUUUUCAAUCUUUUUUAUUUGCCAAAACGAUGGGAGCUUAAAAGAGCCAGUUUUGGGAGAUUGUUCAUGACUUUCUCACCGAAGAUGAAUUCUUUUCUUAUUUCUAAUUCAAAUGGAACCAAUUUGCCUCCUAGAUCUUGCCUGUCAUCAAUUCUUGCUUCUUGGUUUCGAUUUCUUCGGCUCUUCUUGUUGAUCUGGGUGGCGAUCCAUUGAACGAAGAGAGGUCUGCAGGGUGGUGCUUCUCGUCCUCUGUGAAAAACAUGGGGGAGUGCAGUGAAUUCAGGGGAUGGGACGAGCUGAUUCCUGAUGCUCUGGGCUUGAUCUUUCGAAACCUUUCGCUUCAGGAGAUCCUCACCGUGGUCCCCAGGGUCUGCAAGGCUUGGCACCGGGCGGCCUCCGGGCCUUACUGCUGGCAAGAGAUCGACAUCUUGGAAUGGAGCCAGCGCUGCAAGCCGGAGCAUUUGGAACGAAUGCUUCAGAUGCUCAUUGCCCGGAGCUGUGACUCCUUCCGCCGGCUCAGUGUCUCUGGACUCCCCAGUGAUUCCCUCUUUUCCUUCAUUGCAGACCAUGCUGGUUCCCUUCAGACCUUAGAGCUGCCAAGGAGUGAAAUAAGUGACUCCAUUGUUGAACAUGUUGCACCAAGACUGUCGAACGUCACUUUCUUGGAUGUGAGCUACUGUAAAAAGAUUGGUGCUUGUACCCUUGAGGCAUUUGGCAAGCACUGCAAGGCCCUUGUGGGCCUCCGCAGGAGGAUGCACCCACUGGAGGCGGCGGACAAGGCCUGCCAAGAUGAUGAGGCCCAUGCCAUAGCUUGUACCAUGCCUAAGCUUCGCCAUCUCGAGAUGGCCUACCACCUCCUUACAACCCGCGGGGUCCUCGAGAUCCUCUCGCAGUGCAGGGAUCUCGAGUACCUCGAUGUGAGGGGCUGUUGGGAUGUGAAGCUUGAUGACAAGUUCCUGAAGGAGAGGCAUUCUAGUUUGAAGGUGUUGGGACCUCAUAUUGUGGACUGCUACGAGAGGACCUUCUGGGAUGAUGAGUGCUCAGAUUACUCGGAUUCCUCCGUGUACUCGUGGGAUUUCAUGGAGGACGGGGUUGAUGUCUACGAAGGGGAGAGCGAUCACGAUAACUUUUGGGAUGAUGAGCAAGAUCUGGCAGGGUUGGUAGUUAGGUUCUAUGGUGGUGGACUAAAUUUUGCCUUUGCUGGAUUUGAUUGGCCUCCAUCUCCAUGAGUAUCCUUUGCUUGCUUUUAAAGGACUGCCUCCUCCUCCUUUUCCUCCUCCUGCUGCUGCUGCUGCUAUCCAGCUGGUGCUUUUUAGAACCGCUAAGAUCUACUAUAAAUCCUAUUGUAUCUUUGCUUUGAAAUGUUUAAUGGGAUGCCUUUGAGUGUAAACUUGAGUGCUUACAUGAAGCAAAUUGAAGCAAAUUAAUGUGCUUGGACCUCUUUGUUCCUUGCUAAGGAUACCUCUAGUGGAUAAUUAUUUGUAUUUGUUCAGUGAGUAAUGUGAAAUCACUUGUAUAUGAGAAGUUAUUCCUGAC
Molecule: messenger RNA, 2067 nt
Organism: Phoenix dactylifera (date palm)
Lineage: Eukaryota; Viridiplantae; Streptophyta; Magnoliopsida; Arecales; Arecaceae
Product: F-box protein FBW2-like
Molecular function (GO): protein binding
Source: RefSeq, a predicted model, not a curated record